Messenger RNA from Ostreobium quekettii, 2118 nucleotides. The record is from the annotation of a GenBank genome assembly. NCBI's taxonomy places the organism in Eukaryota, Viridiplantae, Chlorophyta, Ulvophyceae, Bryopsidales, Ostreobiaceae.
AUGGAAGAGUACUCCCGCUGUCGUCCAGGGUUUGCGAGACAAGGCAAAACAUCUGUGCCUGCACGGGUUUUACAAUCUCUUGGGUCCACUGCAGAAGAUGAAGGGCAGAAUGGAUUUGACUCAGACAACUUGCCAAUUGAAGGCUGGACAGAUGAACCGAGCACGCCAGAGAGGUCACGAAUCAUGUCGACCAGGCUGCGACGGGAGCGGUCCUGCCCACCUCACUAUCUUGAUGAUGUUCCUAUCUGCGACAGCAAUGGCCACAAGAAGGUCAAGAGGCCAGUUUCUGCUGAAGCCACGCACAAUGCACGCAACCUGCACAGCAGGGGUGCAAGGAGACUGACCAAGCGGGGGUCGAAAAAGAAGAUUGGAAAGCGUCCACGGUCCAGAAGGCUUGUGCUUUGCAAAGGUGUCACGCAAGAUUGCCUGGAGGAAGGUGAGGGCGAUGCUGCGCUGCAUGGCAGACGGCUGACCACCGCUACUUCUGACAGUAGGGUCGACACCAACAACGAUGGUCAUCAAAGGCCUUGGAACAUUCCUGAUUGUGAGGGAUCUGAAGAAGGUGCAAUGCCCCGCGACAGGCCUGGAGUGAAAGUGGAUGGAUGCUGUACGACCAAAGAAGAAGGCCAUCGGACAAGCUAUAUCUCCAGCGAAUCAGGGAGGUGCAAGGAGUCACCUACACCUCCUGAUCGUGAACCUUCCACAACAUUCACAAAGCGCCAACGCACACUGACAAGCAGCCUUGGUGGUGGUGGAGGCCCACAAAACCAUGUAGGGCCGGCGCUGCAUUCGAGUGUUGACUCUCCUCCAUCGGCAGCCACUGCCAACCAGCCUCAGUCAAGCCCUUCCCAGAUCAGGGUGGGAAUUGAAGACAAGCACGGCAAUCGGCAGGAGAGGGUACAAGCUCUUAGCUCUGUCGCUUUCCCAGGGCACCCAGGCAGCGCACAGGCUGGCAAUAAGCAAGCAUCCAUGCCCUCUGCUUCUUCUGUGUGGAGGCUCCAGGAUUGCCAGGAUGACAAGGCUGUGGCAAGUCCCAUGGCAGUAAAAGUCAGAAAUGCGACUUCAUCCAGAUGGCAAGGACAGACGACGUGUUCUGAUGAGGUGCUGCAUGAGGAAAGAAGUCUUCUGGGACAGCGCACUACUGACGGCUCUCAUCGGUCCCCCGAACGCGCUACUUCUUCCCCGAGCGGCAGUGAAAUUGGGCUGAUUGGAUCUUGCCACCAUGGUGGGAGUAUGGUGCCAGAUAGCAAAAGCAAUUUGGGGUUAGCAACGACAGUCUGUCGCAGUGAUAUUGGAAUGAAAAUUUCUUCUCUGCACUUGAAGGACAGUUGUGCAGAGUCGGCUGUGGCUGCCACGACCGGUGCUGCACUCCGGAUACCCAGCUGGAUGAUGCUGUACGAGCAGUACAGGAUGAUCGGCAAACGUCAAUUCGCCCAGGAGAAGGGGCGCCGCGCCGCCAGCUGGGCAGGGAUGUGGAGAGCGCAGCAAGAGGGCAGCUUCCUGGCGGGCAAAGAGGCCGCGUCCACGUCCCUUGCGGCAGCCGAGUGCUUUCCAGGUAUGGACAUGGGUGGUUGCGCACCUCAGGGAGGGAUUCUGCAGAAGACGUCGCUCAGUCCCCGGCUGCACCAGGCGCCAUUUCAGAGGCGUUGCGAUAAGAAGUCAUUCGCUGGCGCGCUGCUCGCCCAGGCGGCCGCCAUGACGCCCAGAGGCGAGGAAAAGUCGUCACCCGAGUGUUGCGAUGGCGGUCCGUCGUCAGUGCGCGGCAAGUCGGAGAGCCAGCGCCCAGGAACGGGCGAAUGGAAUAGCCUCAUGCCGAUGGAGAAAUUCAUUUGGGGAUUGGGCGACGGCGAGGGUGCCUUGCCGCACGCGGGCGGCGGCCGGGACUGCCGGGAGUGCCGUGGGGUCGUCAGAUGGCAUCUGCCCCGGCUGUUCUCCAGGAAGGCGGAUUGCGCGAUCGAGCCGCGAGCGCUGAGCCUGGAAGGCGAGUCGGUGGUUCUUUCCGGCCAUGCCGCUGGUCAGGGGUCGGCCUACGGAUUGGGAGCGUUUAUCGCAACGCAGAGGCUGGGUAGGCGGUCCGACAGGGGAGUGGUCCGCGUCGAUUCGGUCCAAGUUCCGUAG